AUGGCCAUAAAAUUGCUCGCUCUCGCUUCCCUUUUCCCCCUCCAUAUUUGGGCUUCGCCAGCGGGGGACUCAAGACCUCAUGGGGAGUGCAAACAGCUCAAUGUCUCUGUCACCGCUUCGUCGCAUGGAUACAAGUUUGAUAUUCCCAGAGUCGACAACGACAUCGACGCCACAGCCUGGGCCCUCAAUUUCGAUACCUGGAGCAACAAGCCGAUGCCCGAGCCGGUCCUUCAAAACACAACCAUUUCCGGCACUUAUAACAUCCAUGCCCAAAUCUGUACUCCUAAAUCCGGCGGAGACGUCCUUCAAAUCGCAACGCACGGUGCGUACUACGAUGGGAGAUACUGGGAUGCGAAGCUCGAAGGGCAUUCAUAUGUCAAUGCCGCUCUAGAAGCCGGAUACUCAAUCCUCACCUACGACCGGCUGGGGACAGGUCUGUCCGAUCACCCCGACGCUUACACCGUGGUCCAAGCACAGUACGAACUCGAGAUCCUCCGAGAAUUGACCAUGAUGGCACGGAGCGGUGCAUUCGGUGUGCAGCCUAAGAAAAUCGUGCAUGUCGGGCACAGCUUCGGGUCGAUCGUCAGCACGGCCUUCAUCGCCACGUACCCAGACUUGAGCGAUGGUGCCAUUAUCACCGGCUACGUGCUCAACAAGUACUUGGGCGCAGUUGGCAGGUCGUCUUGGAGCGUACAGCACUCCGCCGGCUGGCCCAGUGGCUAUGUGACCAUGCAAAAGAGCGGCAUCCACUCGACCUUCUUCGGCGGCGGCUUUACUUCAGAUCUACUCGACUACGGCGAUGCGAUCAAAUCGCCUACCGCUGUUGCCGAAAUCACUUCUGGCGGUUUCCUUGUCAUGGCUUCGGGUCCUUUCAAGGGUCCGAUACACUAUAUCCUGCCCGAGCUGGAUUUCUUCAUUUGUGCCGGUGACUGCAAGAAUGUCACCAGCCUCGAGGCACUCCAGCACACGUUUCCCAAUGCGAGUGCCAUCCAGCUCGAUAUCCAGCCCAACACUGGCCAUGCUUUGCCGCUCCACAAAAAUGCCACGGCUGGGUUUCAGGUUUCAUUUGAUUUCUUGAACAAGCACGGCUUGUAG
Exophiala aquamarina CBS 119918 is the source of this 1095-nucleotide messenger RNA. RefSeq lists its product as uncharacterized. Bases 1 to 1095 code for a protein of 364 amino acids. NCBI's taxonomy places the organism in Eukaryota, Fungi, Ascomycota, Eurotiomycetes, Chaetothyriales, Herpotrichiellaceae. The record is from RefSeq and is a predicted model, not a curated record. The transcript has a single exon.